AUGUUAUACCCCAUCCCACCUGCUAUCCCCAUGUUAUACCCCAUCCCACCUGCUAUCCCCAUGUUAUACCCCAUCCCACCUGCUAUCCCCAUAUUAUACCCCAUCCCACCUGCUAUCCCCAUGUUAUACCCCAUUCCACCUGCUAUCCCCAUGUUAUACCCCAUCCCACCUGCUAUCACCAUGUUAUACCCCAUUCCACCUGCUAUCCCCAUAUUAUACCCCAUCCCACCUGCUAUCCCCAUGUUAUACCCCAUCCCACCUGCUUUCACCAUGUUAUACCCCAUCCCACCUGCUAUCCCCAUAUUACACCCCAUCCCACAUGCUAUCACCAUGUUACACCCCAUCCCACCUGCUAUCACCAUGUUAUACCCCAUCCCACCUGCUAUCCCCAUAUUACACCCCAUCCCACCUGCUAUCCCCAUGUUAUACCCCAUUCCACCUGCUAUCCCCAUAUUAUACCCCAUCCCACCUGCUAUCACCAUGUUAUACCCCAUCCCACCUGCUAUCUCCAUGUUAUACCCCAUUCCACCUGCUAUCCCCAUAUUAUACCCCAUCCCACCUGCUAUCCCCAUGUUAUACCCCAUCCCACCUGCUAUCCCCAUAUUAUACCCCAUCCCACCUGCUAUCCCCAUGUUAUACCCCAUCCCACCUGCUAUCCCCAUGUUAUACCCCAUCCCACCUGCUAUCCCCAUAUUAUAG
Molecule: messenger RNA, 699 nt
Organism: Coregonus sp. 'balchen'
Lineage: Eukaryota; Metazoa; Chordata; Actinopteri; Salmoniformes; Salmonidae
Source: the annotation of a GenBank genome assembly